Messenger RNA from Toxotes jaculatrix (banded archerfish), 2856 nucleotides. RefSeq names its product phospholipid scramblase 1. Gene Ontology annotation, molecular function: phospholipid scramblase activity. Gene Ontology annotation, cellular component: plasma membrane. The transcript is spliced from 7 exons. The record is from RefSeq and is a predicted model, not a curated record. Lineage: Eukaryota; Metazoa; Chordata; Actinopteri; Toxotidae. The coding region runs from base 74 to 760 and encodes 228 amino acids. Gene Ontology annotation, biological process: plasma membrane phospholipid scrambling.
GGCUUGGUUCCGGAGUGGCCUGUUAUUAUUUUAAGUAGCAGGUGAAAUAUCGGUCUCCUUCCACUCUGACAAAAUGAACAUGUACGCUGUGCCCAGCCCGGGAAUACCAGGCUGUCCACCAGGAUUAGAAUACCUGACUCAAGUGGAUCAGCUACUCAUCAAACAGAAAGUGGAGCUUGUUGAAGCCCUCGUCGGUUUCGAAAGCAACAACAAGUAUGAGGUCCGGAACAUCAUGGGUCAGAAUGUGUUCUACGCCGUCGAGGAGAACGACUGCCUGAGUCGACAGUGUUGUGGUCCCAUGCGCUCCUUCACCAUCCACGUCCUCGACAAUUUCGGACAAGAGGUCAUCACUGUCACCAGACCACUUAAGUGCAUGUCUUGCUUCUUCCCUUGCUGUUUGCAAGAGCUGGAGGUGCAGGCUCCCCCCGGUAACACAGUGGGGUACAUUAUACAACAGUGGCACCCGUUCUCCCCUAAAUUCAUCGUUGCGAACGAACACACGGAGCCUGUGCUGAAGAUCCAUGGGCCCUUCUGUGGAUGGAGCUGCCUUCCAGAUGUUGACUUUGAGAUUUUGACAAUGGAUGAAGUCAGUAAGAUCGGGAAAAUCAGUAAGCAGUGGACGGGACUUCUGCGAGAAGCGUUCACAGAUUCAGACAACUUCGGUAUCCAGUUCCCUAUGGAUCUGGAUGUGAGAAUGAAGGCUGUAAUGAUUGGCGCAUGUUUCCUCAUUGAUUUCAUGUUCUUUGAGACGACCAACUAGAAACCAAACAGGAUUUUUAUAAAAGCGUAAAACAUUCCUGGAAGAACAAGGCCAGAAAGCCAUGAUGAUCAGUCCCAAAAGCCCUAACAUGGAACAACCUUCAAACGGAUAGUUCAAAGAAAGUACCAAAAAGGUACCUAAAUGUUAUAAUUUUGCAUGAACAAUAACAUAGAAGGUUUCUUUUAGUCUUAGCUGCUCAGGUUGGUUGUUGAAACAUGUUGCUGGACUGUGAGUGAAGUGUCUUUUGUUACUGCUAAAGAAAAAAAAACAAACAAAAAAAAACACGAACAGAAGGAGGAUACAAGAAAAUGAAAAGGAAACAGUGUUAUAUGCAAGUGCUGAUACACAGUUUGUGAAAGAAGGAUUGGUUUCAUUAUAGUUUGUAUGCAAAGGUGGUCGGCCUUGUGCAGUGUGGUCAUAAUAAUAGUCAAGAUGUUAAUUUAUAGAGAACAAUAUGUUUGUAGCUAUAUUGUGUGAGACCUGAGGGACUCAUGUAAUGUAGUAGCUUGUAGUUCAGAUAUCCAAUGCCCUUAUUUACUGAUUUAUAUUUUGUCUGUUCAACAAUUUGUCAACAUACAGCAAUGUGUGUGCGCGCACCGCUUUGUGUGUGUGUGUGUGUGCGUGUGUCUGUGUGCUACGAGUGUACUUGUGUGUUUUAACAGAGACAGAAACUAUCAUAGGAGACAAAGUAAUAUUUUCAAUGCCAUAAUACUUAUGCAUCGUCAACACUGAAGAGGUUGUUGAUUUGGGGAAGGGCAGGUUACAGCAUGAUGUACUAUCCCAGUCUUGUCCACAAGAGGGAGCUAGCUUUUCAUUUAAGAAUAACCCAGCACAGCCCAAAUGAACAAACUCAAUACUUGCUUAUGCCAUAGGUUUUUAUUCAAGUAUUAGUGUCUGAUGACAUUGUAUAUUUUUGGACAAACUCAGGUUGAAAUGCAUGCUACUGUAAUGUAGUGUUGGCUACUGCUGGCUCCAGGAAUUACACACCGGCGCCUCAUACUAUGAACUAAAGGACAGAAUAAUAUUUUGGAGGACUUUUUUUUCCCUUUUUAUUUUUAUUUACAUUAAAUCAUCUAAAUAUCCAUGUCAUACAUCAUAUUUUACAUAUAUUUCCAAGCAUAUCAACUUGAAUUUUGAUCUUUUACGCUGUUAGAUUACACGUGUGGCAUCUCUACGUGUGUCAAAAAUGCAAAAGUAAGCCCAGUGACACUGCUGUGCACCAUGCAUCAUUGUAAAAUUGAUUUAAUGAGUAGAGCAAUCAGUCUGAUUAGGGAUGGUAAAGCAUUGUAGCAAAGACAUUAUCUGUGCGCUACAUCAGCAUUAAGGCCAUUCAAAGUUUGUUUGUAUAUGUAAUGAUAAAAAAGUGUUUCUCUCCACAUGUAUGCCAUCUGAGACUCUGUAAAACUGUUGAAAACACCCACUUUAAGUCAUUUUAAGAGGCAUCAGGUCUAAAAAGCUUGAAGGCUUUUAUUUUUGUAUCAAGUAUUAUAAACUGCCAGCUGGAAGAGAUAAUGUUUCCGAUGUAGACUUGCAUUUUUUUCUUGAACAACAGUGUUUUUGUUCCUGCCUUUAGUGUAAAGACACUCGUUUGUAGAAUUACCAUAAGUGGAUUUAUCUUUAAGAGCAGCGUUUUUUUAUUUUAAUUUGAUUUUAAAACAAAUAACAUGAUUACUUACAUGAAGUACUUGAGAUGGAUGUUUUUUUUGCCGUCUGUUCUGAAUUCAUGGCUUAAUUUGUUGAGAAAAUACUCUGUUUAUGUAAAAUUGAAUUACAUUCUUGCCAUUACGAUUACACUGAUCAUUAGGCAUGUUGUGUUUGGUAAAAUGCAUUAAUAGUAUAAGAUGCUGGUACUACAUCCUCUGAAAGCUCUUUGAUUGUGUUUAAAAGCCAAAAAUUAAAAUCAGAAUGUGCUACAAAGGGUUUUUAGCUAUUCCUAGUCAGUUAUAUAUGAAAACAGAAACAUUAAAGUACUUAUUCUUCUACUUUUGCACUAAUACUGUGAACUAAUAAAUCAUUUAGUCAUGCAACGAAUGCAAACAAACUCUGUGAGCUAAGCUUAAAUUGUGCAAACAGUCAAUGGAAACACUUCAAUAAAC